Mustela erminea (ermine) is the source of this 2365-nucleotide messenger RNA. It is a transcript of the gene TOMM20L, whose product is annotated as translocase of outer mitochondrial membrane 20 like. The record is from RefSeq and is a predicted model, not a curated record. The transcript is spliced from 5 exons. Gene Ontology annotation, cellular component: mitochondrial outer membrane; mitochondrial outer membrane translocase complex. The coding region runs from base 77 to 493 and encodes 138 amino acids. Gene Ontology annotation, molecular function: transmembrane protein transporter activity. Lineage: Eukaryota; Metazoa; Chordata; Mammalia; Carnivora; Mustelidae. Gene Ontology annotation, biological process: tRNA import into mitochondrion; protein import into mitochondrial matrix; protein targeting.
GCCCCCUGCCGGCCGGCCGGCGCCCCGCGCUCGCCGGCUCGCGCCCAACGCUCGGCACCUAGACGUCCGCGGCCGGAUGCCCAGCGUCCGCACCGUCCUCGGCCUCCUGGCGGCUUUGGCGGCCUGCGGCGCCGUUGCCUUCCUGGGCUACUGUGUUUACUUCGACCGGAAGCGGCGUGGCGACCCCGCGAUCAGGCGCCGCCUGCGGGACAAAAGAAGAGCCCAGCAGCGGAAGGCUGAGGGACCGGGCGCCCAGUUGUGGGAUCCGGCAAAGAAUGAAAAAUUACAAGAACUUUUUCUGCAAGAGAUACGAAUGGGACAACUUUGGUUAUCCAGAGGAGAGUGUCAGCUGGGGGUUGAACAUCUCAGCACUGCCCUUUUAGUGUGUGGACAACCACAGGAACUUCUGAAGGUUUUCAAACACACACUUCCUCCUCAAGUAUUUGAGAUGCUGUUGCACAAAAUUCCCCUUAUUUGCCAGAGUUGGAGCUGAAGAAGCCAGCAAUCUGCAAAUGCCAAUGGGCACAGUCAAAACCCCCCAUCUCUCCAAAGCUGGCCCUCUCUAGCCAAAGGGCCAGGAAAGGGGAAGCCUGUAAAAUAGAAAACUUUUAAACAAUAACUGUAUACUCCAGGCAAACAAAAACACUGUGGCCUGCAUCCCCCAUCCACCACAUCACUAUAAGCCAACUGAGGAGCCUACAUUUCCACCCUCACUAAGCUGUAAUGAGGCACUAAGUCCGCCAGACUUCACAGAAGGGAAACUAGGAAGCAAGGACUUUCAUCCUUACUGGGCUUUAAUGACGGCUACCCCAUCCCCAACAAGUGUCAGUGGAAACAACAUGAGGAACCUGGACUUGUACCUCAAUGGCAGUAAUGAGGUACCCUUCUCUCUCCCCUCUGGGCUGUAUCAAAGGAGGCCUCUUUGAGAUUCAAGGCUUGCAUUACUGUCCCAUGGUAAUUAGCUCAUUGUACCCUCUUCCAGUGUCAGUGGAGAUCAUGUGGGGAGCAGUACCAGUCACUCUGAGCCAGGGUGAUACCAGUGGAGGCCUGCUGGACAGCCAUAACUCCUACUCUUGCUCAGCAGUACCGAGGAGCACACCACCUCCAUACACCUUAAGUGACAGAGUCAGGGCCCCUGCCCUUCUUUCCUACAUCUAGUAGUAAUGAGGCAGCAUGCCCCCCCCCCCCCACCGCCACUUCUGCUAAUGGAGCAGUGGCAAAAGGAGCCGGCUAGAGAAGAAGGUUUACCAAGAUCUAGAACCUCAAAAUACAGUAUGCAAAAUGUCUAAGUUACAAAAAAAAAUUGGUCAUCAUACCACAAGAUAAGAAAAUCUCAAACUGAAUGAAAAAUAGACUCUCUCUAUAUAUCCAAUACUGAGAUGAUGGAUUCGGAAUUAUCUGACAAUGAUUUUAAAAUGGUUAUUAUAAAAAAAAUACUGCAAUGAGCAGUUAUGAAUAUCCCUGAAACAAACAAGAUAUUACAAGAACCAAAUGGAAAUCUUAAGAAGUGAAAAAUAACCAAAACAAACUGAACAGAUGUAAUCAACACCAGAAUGAAGGACAGAGGAAGCAGUCAGCAAAUCAGAGGACAGAAAACAUAAUUAACCAAUCUGAAUAACAGAAAACUAUAAUGAAAAAAAGAAAUGAACAGAGUACCAGGAACCUAUAUGAAUGUAAUAAAAGAUCAAACAGUUGUUUCAACAGAGUCCUGGAAGAAGAGGAACAAAGAGCAGGGAUGUAAAAGUACUAGAAGAAAUGGCUAAAAACUUCCCAAAUUUGGCAAAAAUAAAUUUAUAUAGAUCCAAGAGAAGCUGAAUGAAUGCCAAAGAGCAUGAACACAAAGGAAUCUAUAUCAACAUAUAGCACAGCCAAGCAUUUAAAAAACUAAAGACAAAAAAGGGUAGCAAGUGAAAAAGUGACAUCUUACCUAUAGGGGAAAACAAUUAGGAUAUUAGUCAACCCAGUGCCUGUAUCUAGAAAAAAUACACUUCAGGAAUGAAGGGGAAAUCAAGACAUUUUCAAAGGGAGGAAACUAGAAUUUGUUGUCACCUGAUCUAUCCUUAAAGAAGAAUUAAGUUCUAAACAGAAAGGAAACGAUAAUAGGAGACUUAGAACAUCAAGAAGGAGGAAAAACAGAGUAAUAAAAAAUAUGAAUAAGUACAAUACACUUUUCUUCUUAAGUGUCCUAAACUGUUUGACAGUUGAAGCAAAAAUUAUAAAACUGUCUAAUGUCAAUUUAAAUGUGUAUUAAUAAAUAUGGUAAAGGCAAAGGGAGGUAGGUGUAUCACUGAAACUGGUGCUGACACCAUUAGACUGUAAUCAGAUAUGUAAAUAUCAUGUAGUACCUACAGCAAUCAUUAAAAAG